AUGGCAUCUGCAUCACGACGACUGAAAUACCUUCAACACUGGUACAAGGAUGGCGGUAUCUUGUUGAUGAGCUAUGAACAAUUUCGUAUUUCUGUGCUCCGGGAGAGCCACGAUAGAGACUUGAUACGAACCAUGCUCGUCGAUCCAGGUCCAGCAAUACUGAUCGCCGACGAAGCACAUCGAAUCAAAAACAGCACAUCACAACUCACCAUAGCUUUACAGCUCGUCAAGACGCGUGCACGGUUAUGCCUGACUGGAUCACCACUGCAAAACAAUUUGCUCGAAUUUUAUCAUGUCGUCGAAUUCGCGUGUCCCAAUUAUUUACCAGCUCAACAAGAGUUCAACCACUUGUAUCUGAAACCAAUUCAAAAUGUAUAUGCGGAUUCACCAGCGUCCAAUAUUUAUAUGGCAAAAAAACAGUUAUUCAAGCUACAGCUGCUAACUGCUGAUAUCAUUCUUCGUCGGGACACUACAAUUUUGGCAAAGGAACUCCCUAAAAAGAUUGAAUAUUAUGUUGGAUGCAAGUUAAAAGAAUUGCAAUACAAAGGAUACGAGUCGUUGUUGCAUCUGUUUAAACAUACGGAUAUCCAAGAAAAUCCAAUGAUCAACUUGUGUGUAUUACGAGCCAUCUGUAAUCAUCCCUCGGUGCUUAAUCAGAUGGCGGUGGGACGUCAAGACAAAGUGAUGCCAGUACCAACAAUUUCUACGCAAAGGAAUCAUGAACUUGAAGAAUCCGAUAUUGCACUUGAAGAAGAAAUGAUGGAGAUCAGUACAGCUAUCAAAACCACCCAGCUAAUGGCCAUGGCUGAAAAGUUAUUUGAUACCAUCCCAGAUAUAGAUGACCCGCGGCAUUCUUCCAAGACAGAAGUGAUUGUUGGCAUCGCCACAGCAUGUCGAGAUGCUAACGACAAGUUGGUCAUUGUUUCACAUAGUAUCUUAUGCUUGGAUUACCUGGAAAACCUACUGGGAACACUCCAAUUCCAAACAGCGAGAAUUGAUGGUAGCACGCCCGCUACUGAACGACAACCUAUUAUCGAGACAUUCAAUAACAGCACUACACAACACAUCAUGUUCCUUUCUGCCCGAGCUGGUUCUCUGGGUGUGAAUAUCACUGGUGCCAAUCGAAUGAUUCUCUGCGACUCGGACUGGAAUCCCCAGCAUGACGAACAGGGUGUCGGCCGCGUGUACCGCUAUGGCCAGACCAAGGAUGUAUUCAUCUAUCGACUGUAUACUUAUACCACCAUUGAACACAAGCUGUUAUACCAAAGCAUUCAUAAACGGGGAAUAGCAAGUCGAGUCGUGGAUAAUGAUAAGCUAUCUCUACAAGACAAGCACGAGAUGCGCAAGUAUUAUGCUUUGCCACAACGAAACCCGAGUUCGAACACAAAUCGAAUCCUAUCCAAGAUUCAAGAUCCAGUCUUACGCAAAGUGAUUGAGGAAAACGCGAGUGACGUGGCGGAUGCUGUUUCGAAAGAAACACUGGAGCGCGACGGUGUGCAAGCAGAAACUGAAUUGGAAAUCGCAGAUAUUGAAAAGGCACGAAAAGAAGUGAAAGGAUAUCAACAAUUGUACUAUUCAACAAAAAGCAAACGUAGUAGUGGUGGCCGUGACAGUUAUAGCGACAUUUUAUAG
Molecule: messenger RNA, 1632 nt
Organism: Zychaea mexicana
Lineage: Eukaryota; Fungi; Mucoromycota; Mucoromycetes; Mucorales; Lichtheimiaceae
Product: P-loop containing nucleoside triphosphate hydrolase protein
Exons: 7
Coding region: 1-1632 (543 amino acids)
Cellular component (GO): nucleus
Molecular function (GO): ATP-dependent chromatin remodeler activity; ATP hydrolysis activity; ATP binding
Source: RefSeq, a predicted model, not a curated record